Emericellopsis cladophorae is the source of this 306-nucleotide messenger RNA. Its product is annotated as Plasma membrane proteolipid 3. The transcript has 3 exons. NCBI's taxonomy places the organism in Eukaryota, Fungi, Ascomycota, Sordariomycetes, Hypocreales, Bionectriaceae. Gene Ontology annotation, cellular component: membrane. The record is from RefSeq and is a predicted model, not a curated record. Bases 1 to 306 code for a protein of 101 amino acids.
AUGGGUGGGUUUGUCGCGGUCAUCCUGGUCAUUGUCAACCUAUUCUUAUUCGUUCUGGCAGGAUGCGGGAUGGACCUACUGAUCAAUAUCCUGCUCACAAUUCUGGGCUACUUCCCCGGGAUUCUGCACGGCUUCUAUGUCAUUUGGGUCUACUAUGAUCGCCGCGAACAGGCCGCUCUGGGGCAACCCGCACCAAACAACGCGCCUGGCAUCUACAGCGAAAAGGUCCAGGCCGGUGGUCGCCGCUACGGCACGAUGGGAAGACCAGCGCCAUCUGCACCUGCACCGGCACCAGCCUACAACUGA